Messenger RNA from Pundamilia nyererei, 1834 nucleotides. Its product is annotated as trace amine-associated receptor 13c. Lineage: Eukaryota; Metazoa; Chordata; Actinopteri; Cichliformes; Cichlidae. The record is from RefSeq and is a predicted model, not a curated record. Gene Ontology annotation, cellular component: synapse; dendrite; plasma membrane. Gene Ontology annotation, molecular function: G protein-coupled adenosine receptor activity. Gene Ontology annotation, biological process: G protein-coupled receptor signaling pathway. The coding region runs from base 112 to 1287 and encodes 391 amino acids. The transcript is spliced from 3 exons.
UUGCCAAGUGCUCUGAGGAAAUGCCGGAGAGUUUCCCAGUCCAAGACAUGGUCUCCUGAGUGGUCCCGCCACCACUGCAUCACAAGCCUUAAAACCAGUCUAACCUGGGACAUGACUGCUCUGCUUCCCAACGUCAGUGUUCCUGGGAGUACGGCAGCUUUGCUGGUGACCACUGACUGUCCGUUUAACCUGACUGCAGCUGCUCAGGCAGGACUGGGGUCAGGCCAUUCACUGGCCCCACUAUGUACCGUGUGUUGCUGUGGGGUUCUCAAUCGCACCUUGGCAGUGGUAUUCAUGGUCAGCCUAGCAUUUGCCAUCGUGGUUGGGAACGUGGUCACACUUACAGUGUUUGUGCAGACCAGACAGUCGAGAACACCACAGGGAUACCUGAAAGUGUCUCUGGCUAUAGCAGAUAUGAUGGUCGGUGUCCUCGUGGUUCCUUUUUCCAUCUACACUGAAAUCUCUCUGAUGGUAACCACCACGCCCCCUGUUUGGUAUCAGGGUACUUCUACUUCCCCUGCCAACUCCUCUUCUCGUGGUGGACUAGUAAGCCCAUGGCAGCCCUGCAUGCUGAUUGGUCCAGUGUUUGCUGGAUGCACAUUUGUUUCCAUCAGCACCAUUUUCCUAAUGACUUUGGAGCGCAGUGUGGCCAUCCUGUGGCCACUCCAAAAAGACGCCUUGGUGACCCGAAGACGAACUCUGUUCCUCAUCCUGUUCUCCUGGGCUUCCAGCUUUCUGCUGGCUUUAGCGCCUCUCAUCUUCAGCAGAAACUUCACUUUGGAGUACAAUGAGUGCAGUCGCAUGUGUAACUACACCCCACUCAUGCUUGGAGGCCAUCUCCCGCCUGAUGCCAACAUCUUGUUGUUAUUCCCAGCGUUCGAUUUCACACUGCUCGGUGGCACAUUGGCUGUUAAUAUCGUGUCUUUCACUAGCAUUCGGCGGUACUCCCAAAAACGCAAACUACUCUCAGAGGGGAGUCUGAGCGAUGGAGGAGGAGGAGGUGGAGGAUGCCCUCACAGGCCCUCUUUUUCAGACAUCAAAGCAGCCAAAACAAUUGGCAUAUUAACAUUUGCCUUUACAGCAUCCUUCACGCCCAUUGCAGUGUUUGUGCUCGGGAACGUGGUGGGAUACACCUGGUGUAAUUUCUCCUUUUUUGCCUUCUGGAUUCUGACAGGAAACAGUUGCUGUAAUGUUAUUAUUUACAGCGUCAGGGACCACCGCUUCAGGAAGGGUGUGACCCUGCUGUUUCAACGAGAUCAAUCCCCCCCGCAUGGCGAGAAGAACUAAGAGACGCGUAAAUCUGUGUUGUGGCUGUGACCCAAAGUAUGACUUGGAAUAGUUUAAAAAGUAGAGAAAGGUGAAGAAUGGGUUUAUUCGCUUACUCUGUGAAAAGAUUGUCAUCCCUUUCCUGUUUUCAAAGAGAGGAAAAAAGGAACCCUGCCUAUUUCAACUUGUGGUCCUUAAUAUGCCAUCAAUAAUCUCUCUUGCUAAAGCAUUAUGUUAAAAACAUAUGAAUUUCAUCCAUUAAAAAAGCAGCAACGUUAUUCCAUAUUAUGACCUAUAAAGGCUGUGAUUAUUUUACAUGUGCAAUGCACUCUGGAUUGAUGAUGGAAACGAGUUCGACUCAUUACAUCAGUCUCACAACCAAGUACAUAAUGUAUGAACGCUACGAAAUGUCUAAAGGAAACAAGAAAAGAGAUAUUAAUCUACACAGUUUUCUCAUCCAUAGCAAGAGAAAGGGAAAUGAUCGGGCACAUGCGGAUGAAGACAACUUCCAAAAGACCCCGAGCUGUGUUCUUGACACUUCUGUACUAACACAUUUGAUUAAUUUAGA